AUGGAGUUGCAGGCAAGAAGAGAUUUAGUAAUAAUAUUAGCAUUAGAGAUACGAGAAUAUUUGGAAGAUGUGUCAUCAACUGACAGCGAUAUUGAUGAAGUAUUGGGUAAUAUCGAUAAGUUUAAUAAAAGAAGAAAAAUACCCAGAGUACAUAAUUACGUUGAAAUGAUAGUGCCAGCGUUGACAGGUCAAGACUUUAAGGCUCAUUUUAGGAUGCUUCCUGAAACAUUUGAAUAUAUUUUAUCUAUCAUUGAGCCUAAACUACAAAGAGAAGUAGGAGGAACACCUACAAUUUCUCCAAAAAAGCAACUUUUAUUAGCAUUAUGGAGACUUGCUACCCCGGAUUCUUUAAGGUCGAUUUCUGAUCGAUUUGAUGUCGGUAGAAGUACCGCAUUAUAUAUUACAAGACGUAUUAUAAGUGCGAUUAAUAAACUGGCGCCAAUUGUAAUAAAGUGGCCUAAAGAUGAACGAGUUCAACAAUUAUGGACAGGUUUUGAAACUGCCAGUGGAUUCCCAAAAGUUAUCGGUGCUAUUGAUGGCACUCAUAUUAAUAUUCCAGCUCCUAAACAUAACCCAGAAGCAUAUGUUAAUCGCAAAAGUCACCACUCAAUUCAGCUUCAGGCUAUAUGUGAUCAUACAUGUAAAUUUACUCAUUGUUUUGUUGGACAUGUAGGAUCUGUACAUGAUCAACGAAUAUUUCGUUUGUCUGAAGUGCAAUCCUACCUUGGAGAUGUGUCAAAAUUUCCAGACGAGUGCCAUUUAGUUGAGGAUCAAGCUUAUAAACUACACGAAAAUUUGUUAGUGCCAUAUAGAGAUAAUGGCCACCUGACGGAACGUCAAAGAAAUUAUAAUUUCCUUCACUCUUCUGCAAGAAUAAUUAUUGAAAGAGUGUUCGCGCUAUUAAAACAACGUUUCCGAAGUCUUCUUACAGUACUUCCGAUGACUAGAGUAGAUUUGAUUCCGAUGCAUAUUCUUGCAUGCUGUGUACUACACAACUUGUGUUUGAUGAGAGGUGAUGAUCUCGAUUUAGAAAUGAAUGAGGACAUACAGGAGAUAGACAAUAUGAUCAACGGAAAUGUACGGGAUGCUGCUCAAGCAGGUAUUGCAAAACGAGAUUUGAUAGCUGAAAGAUUACGAAUGAGAAAUGUAUAA
Messenger RNA from Cyphomyrmex costatus, 1152 nucleotides. Its product is annotated as putative nuclease HARBI1. The record is from RefSeq and is a predicted model, not a curated record. The transcript is spliced from 4 exons. Lineage: Eukaryota; Metazoa; Arthropoda; Insecta; Hymenoptera; Formicidae. Bases 1 to 1152 code for a protein of 383 amino acids.